CUGUUAACUUAGGUUUGGGCGGAACCAAAUAGUGUCAGAGCCAGACAUCGGGCGGUGUGCCAAUGAGGACGUUGGGCCUUGAAGAAAGGGGUGAAUUGUGAGUGGAUUGUGAGAUCUUACGUCAGUCUGAAGGAGAACGAAAUAUUUCUUAUUAGGGGUGGAACUCUUUUUCACUAGCAGACACGUUUUAAAAACUUGGGCCCCAAAUGAGAUAAAUUGUCAAUGGAUUGUGAGAUCUCAUAUCUGAUGAAGACGAAAACGGAACAUGUUUUUAUAAGGGUGCGGAAAUGAAAGAAUGUCUGCUACCUAACUUUAUCUCUACCUUUGAAUUUCAUCAAUCAGUAUUAAACCUAUAUUAAACAUAUGUAUACAGAGAUAUUGGUGCUAGGUCGAUGGAGACGAUCAUUCUCUGCUAUUUUAAGGAUAAAACGUUUUAACCUUUUGAGUAUAUCUAUGGAUGAAGUUUGAGGUUUUAAACAGAGAAUGCCAGACUGUUCAUUCUUUUUUCUUCAAUCCAGCAUCGUUUCUUUCCAAACCCAGCUGUUAGAACACAUUUCAACAUCUUAAAAACAGGAUCUUAUGGUUUUAUCCAGUUUUAAAACAUUUGCUAUAAAAACAGCAUUCUUCUUCAAACCAAUCAAUCCAAUUUCAAAGCUUCAACCAAAUCACUCAUGGCAGAGAGUUCAGCUUCCAACAAUGAACGCCACAGUCAUUCUAUGAGUGUCGAAGAUGAUUCGGCAUCCGAUUGUGUCUCUGUACUUUUCAUUCAGAAGUUGAUUGCAGAGGUUAUGGGGACAUAUUUCGUGAUAUUUGCAGGCGAAGCAUCAGUGGUGGUGAAUUUGAGCAAAGAUGGAGUCAUCACUUUCCCAGGGAUUUCAAUUGUUUGGGGUUUGGUUGUAAUGGUGAUGAUCUAUUCCGUUGGCCACAUUUCCGGUGCUCAUUUUAACCCUGCUGUCACCAUAUCAUUUGCCAUUACCAGAAGAUUUCCAUGGAGUGAGGUGCCUUCAUAUCUGGCGGCUCAAGUUCUUGGAUCAACAUUAGCAAGUUGGACACUUUGGCUAAUUUUUAAUGGAAAACAAGACCACUUUCCAGGAACUCUCCCAAGCGACUCAUACAUGCAGACCUUUGUCAUUGAAUUCAUAAUCACAUUCUACCUCAUGUUUGUGGUUUCUGGUGUUGCCACUGACAAUAGAGCCAUUGGUGAACUUGCUGGACUCGCUGUUGGUGCUACCGUGCUUCUGAACGUGAUGGUUGCAGGGCCAAUAACAGGAGCAUCCAUGAAUCCAGCCAGAAGCUUGGGGCCUGCAUUAGUGUUUGCACAAUUCAAGGGAUUAUGGAUUUACAUGACAGCGCCUAUUCUAGGAGCAAUAUCAGGUGCGUUAGUGUAUAAUACCAUCAGGUUCACAGACAAACCUCUACGAGAGAUUGCUCGAAGUGCAUCGUUCCUCAAAAGUCGUCAUGUCACCCCAUGAAAACUUUUGAGACACCAAAGG
Molecule: messenger RNA, 1493 nt
Organism: Cucurbita maxima (winter squash)
Lineage: Eukaryota; Viridiplantae; Streptophyta; Magnoliopsida; Cucurbitales; Cucurbitaceae
Product: aquaporin NIP1-1-like
Exons: 5
Coding region: 672-1472 (266 amino acids)
Biological process (GO): transmembrane transport
Cellular component (GO): membrane
Molecular function (GO): channel activity
Source: RefSeq, a predicted model, not a curated record